AUGGUGACUAGUCCUCGAAUCGAUUCGAUGGACUAUAGAACCGAGCUUUUAUCACCUCCCCCGCCCGGCGAGGAUGCACCAGUCACAAGCGUGCCAUCAUGGCGUCUUAACAUGGAUAAAUUUCACUUGCCGGAGAGGCGCACAGAUUCUAAUUUUGGCAUUGGAAGUUUUUUUAAGACCUUGAGGAGGCAGAGGCAGAUUGCAGAAUAUUACAAGAAGCAGGAAGAGCUUCUUGAGGGAUUCAAUGAAGUGGACUCAUUCACUGAGUUGGGUAUUUUGCCUAAGGGCUUGACAGAGAAUGAAAUGAAGCAGCUAGCAAAGAGUGAGAAGAUAGCAAUAUAUGCAUCAAAUGUAGCAAACUUGGUGCUUUUCGCGGCAAAAGUUUAUGCUUCGGUUGAGAGUAGAUCAAUGGCUGUGAUAGCAUCAACUUUGGACUCCCUCUUGGAUCUCUUGUCAGGUUUUAUUCUGUGGUUUACUGAUUCUGCUAUGAAAAAACAGAAUCAGUAUCAGUAUCCCAUUGGCAAGCAGAGGAUGCAACCUGUGGGGAUAGUGGUUUUUGCAUCAGUAAUGGCAACUCUUGGACUACAAAUAUUGUUUGAAUCAGGAAGAGAGCUUAUUACAAAGACUCAGCCAGAGAGGGAUCCUACCAAACAAAAAUGGAUGAUAGGUAUCAUGGCCUCAGCUACGGUAAUCAAAUUUGCACUCACGGUAUAUUGUCGCAGAUUCGAAAGCGAAAUUGUCAGGGCAUAUGCUCAAGAUCAUUUAUUUGAUGUCAUUACUAAUGCUACUGGUCUAGCCACAGCUGUAUUGGCUAUCAAAUUUUACUGGUGGCUUGAUCCUAUUGGAGCUAUACUUAUAGCUAUAUACACAAUAAGCAACUGGGCAGGUACUGUAAUGGAGAAUGUUUGGUCGUUAAUUGGGAGGACAGCUCCAGCACAAUAUUUAGCAAAACUGACGUAUCUAAUUUGGAACCAUCACGAAGAGAUUAAGCAAAUUGAUACUGUUAGGGCAUACACAUUUGGUAAUCACUACUUUGUGGAAGCUGAUAUAGUCUUGCCAGAGGACAUGAACCUUGGUCAGGCGCAUAAUAUUGGAGAGACACUUCAAGAGAAGCUCGAACAACUUCCAGAAGUUGAACGAGCUUUCGUUCAUAUCGAUUUCGAAUUCACUCAUCAGCCAGAACACAAGCCUAAGCGAGCUGGUUGA
Molecule: messenger RNA, 1206 nt
Organism: Dovyalis caffra
Lineage: Eukaryota; Viridiplantae; Streptophyta; Magnoliopsida; Malpighiales; Salicaceae
Source: the annotation of a GenBank genome assembly